Molecule: messenger RNA, 4176 nt
Organism: Ostreobium quekettii
Lineage: Eukaryota; Viridiplantae; Chlorophyta; Ulvophyceae; Bryopsidales; Ostreobiaceae
Source: the annotation of a GenBank genome assembly
AUGAAUUCUCUGGGCGAGGCAAGUGGGAGGGAGGAAUUCCCUGAGGGAGGCAGUUGGAGCGGCACCACGAUGGUUGUGCGAACUGGACCAGCUUCGACACACCCAGCUUCAGCAGCUGCCGGCGUGUCGAAUGGAUGUACAGUACAGCACAGCGGUGAUUGCAAGGGCAUGCGUGUGCUGUACAAUCGAAAAAUUAUGGGGUUCUUGAAGGAACAACUCGACAAGGUGUUGGCUGUGAAGGUUCCAAAAGAUGCAUGUGCAGAUAGCGUGGACCGAUUCAAUGAGCAAAUUGCUAUUGCUGGGCGACUUCUGAGGAGACAUGCAAAUCCAUUGGAAUUCACUGACUUCUACAAAUCUGAGCAUGCGCACCAUGGGGUGAGGCACAUAUGCCUAGCCCUGAAACGGGUGCUUCAAGAGUGGAACUUGGAGGGCAGAGUGGGUCUUCAGGUCACCAUUCCACAAAGUUUUGUUCAGGCAGACAGAGAGCAUUUGAAAGAUAUCCUCCAGUACAUUUUCUGUGGUCAUAUCGGUAUUGCCAAGGUGCCACAAGCCUGGUGUUACCUUAAGACUGUGAUUGACAUGAGACUGGAGAAACUUACAGUCAUUGAUGAAGGCCAACUUCAACUCGAAGAUGUGAUUGGUGAGGGUGGCUAUGGCGCUGUCUUCAAAGCCAAAUGGGGGCAAGAGAAGGUGGCUGUGAAGAAGCCAGCCGUGGGUGUGGAAAUCCAGGAUGUUGCCAGCUUCCGCAUUGAGGCUGUUGUACAGGCUUCGAUGAGUCACGAUCACAUAGUGCACCUUCAUGCUGUCACUGUCACAGGUUGGCUGGUGAUGGAAUUGGCUGACAAAGACUUACAGGUGCUUUGCGAUUGUGAGCCCUUGUCUUGGAACCAGACGGUUGACCUCCUGCUGCAGGGUGCCUUGGGAAUAGACCACAUGCAUUCUCAAAGUCCUCCUUUGGUUCACUCAGAUGUGAAAACGUCCAAUUUUCUUGUCUUCGUCCCUGAUCAAAUGGGUGCCAAAAGAUGUGUGAAGGUCGGUGAUUUUGGGCAGACGUUUAGGCUUACAGGAAACAAGAGCAAAACCAUCAGGAGGAGGCAAGGUACCCCAUUGUGGGUGGCACCAGAGAGCUACCAUGGCAGACCUCUGACAAGAGAGUCAGACGUCUUCAGUUUAGGCGUGGUAAUGUACCAGGUGGUGACCGGAAGGAUGCCUUAUGAAACACAAGUUGGUGGUGAUCCUGAGGCCCAUAGCAUGUACAUGAAAACCCUUGGGAGGGCGCCAUGCAAGGUGGAUGACAAGGACUGUCCGCCAGAAAUGUUGAAGCUCAUGAAGAAGUGUGUUGAUAAGGAACCAGUGAACAGGCCAACGAUGGCGGACGUCGUCAGCCAUCUAAGGAAGCUGCCAGUUGACUGGGUGUACAAGGAGGAAGCAAGUGGCAGGCAGGAGUUGAAGCCAUCCCUACAAGAGAAGGUAUCAAAUGAGAAACAGGAGUUGAAACCAUCCAUGCAAGAGUUGGUAUCAAGUGACAAGCUGGCAUCGACAUCGCUUGCCCAAGAGGAGGUGCAUCCAUUCUCUCAGAUGGUGGAGUUGCGAUUCCCAGAACCUGAGUUUGCAGAUGCUGCUGGCACACCAGGUUACCUGGAGCGUAUCCAGAUUGCAAUUUCAGCACUGUUCAUGCGGCUGGCUGAGUUUUUCAACAGGGGCACUGCAGUCAUCUCUGUCAGAAGUCCACGGCAGGGGUCCAUUGUGUUCCCAAUUCAGGUUGAGUUCUCUUCUCGGCUUGCUGCUGCCCUAUUUGAGGAGAUGAUGCAGCAGCUACAGGCAGGCCUGAAUGAAGAUGGACAACAGCUUCCAUCAGUUCUGAAUCAGCCAGAAGUGACUGUAUUCGAUGGAGACUACAUUGCGAAUGCACAGGUUUCAGAACUGGAGGAACAGCUUCAGCAGAGCAUCAAAAUGAUACAGGAGGUUACAGAUGUAAAAUAUGGUGUGAAGAUGAUCGUGUUUCUGCAAAGGAGCAUUGCCCGACUUGCAGACCAUCCAAUCAGCAUGCCAAAAAAUGCAAAUGAGAAGGAAUGGAAGUGUGCUGCUGCAGUACUGCUGUACCAUCUGAAAGUUGCCUUGCAACUGGUGCAUUGGCACAGUUGUCUUGAUGUGGACAAGGUGUACAGGAGUGCAGAUACCAAAGCGGUGAUUGAGCAGGUUCUCAGUGCCAUUAAGGCGUUUACAUCCGAUUGGAGUGGGCUUGGUGCUGGGGACUGUCCUGAUAGUGUGCCGGCGGAGUGCUUGCAGAGUGACAGAGAUCAUCUGAGCAGCUACCUUGGCUAUGUUUUGGAAGGCCAACCCUGCGAUUUUGGAGAGGCUGGAGAAACUGUUAAGUGGGAAUGGGACAUUCUGAAGGACAGUUUGGAGGAACACAAGCUUGUGCUUGCUGAUGUUCCUGAGGACGAGGUUGAAUGGGGGGAGCCGAUCACUGACAGUGUGUUCAAAGUAAGAUGGCGUGGUGCCCAGUUGGCUGGAAAACAUAUCAUUCCAGCCGAUGGCCAUGACAUGGAACUUGAGGACUAUCAGAAAUUCUACGCAGCUGUGUAUGGCACAGUGUCAGACCCACGAAAUGUGGUGAAAAUUCAUGGUGCAACUAGGUCGGGGGCUGUGCUCAUGGACUUGGCAAGUACUGACCUGCGGCAGUGGUACUUGAAUCUUGUGACAUUUGAUGUGGAGGCUAGAGUUGUUUUGAAGCUCAAGGUCCUGGCUCAAGCUGCAAGAAGCCUGCACGCGGUCCAUACCUUGGGCAGAGUCCAUGGACGUGUGAAGAGCAGCAAUUUUCUCCUCUUUGGAGACGACCCAGAACAGAGUGUGGUCAAGAUCUCUGAUCUGACGCUCUCAGUUGAGCGCUGGCACAAGAAGUGCCUUCCCCCACGUUUGGCUGGGCAUUGGAUAGCUAAGGAGGUGUAUGAGGGCCAAGUCCCCAGAAGCAAGUCGGAUGUUUUCAGCUUUGGCUGCGUAAUGUAUGAGCUAUUGAUGGAGGAGCUCCCAUAUGGAGAUGCAACUUCCGAGGGAGAGAUCAUGAUGUCCAAACUUGAGGGGAAGCAGCCUUUCGACUUAUCCAGAGAAUCCAUGAGGCAUUGGCCCAAUGAAGUCUUGCAGUUGAUGGAGAAAUGUUGCUCACCAAAUCCUAAUGAGCGCCCUUCAAUGCGAGCUGUCGACAAAUGUCUACAAAAUUGGUACCCAGGCCAACUGGAGAAGGCAGCACAUGCGAGUGGAGAGAGCAGUGAGAUAAUUGAGGUGGAGUCGUUUUGGAAUCAUCUGCCUUGGACAAAGCAGCCACCACAACUGUCUCCAUCUUCACCAUCAGGAGAACAAGCCUUGGUGGUUCCUUCCGUUCCCUUGAGGAUCCCCACAGUUCGGCGGCCCAUUCUUCCUAUUGAGGCCACGCUUGCAAGCCUGAGUGAUAGGGGCAACAAUGCUGGGAAGAAAAGUGGAAGCGAAGCGGAUCACCUUGGAAUGUGUCGAUCCGUUCACCCAGGCAGCCCGGCAGCCUCACAGCCCAUUGCCACUCUUUCAUGUUUAUCUAAUGGCAGCAACGAGUCGUCAGACAACAGUGAAUAUGCAGAUUCAGUGGAAGUGGCAGUGGAACUUUCCUAUCUCUCAGGCAGACCCAUAGGCCAAGGCGCCAUAUCCUAUCCAACGCAAACAUUGAUUCCAAAGGGCAAGGAUCUGGAUGUGGAUGAGUGCGGGCGGCGGGAGGAGCCAGGUGGUGGAGACAGUUCGUGGAAGAGGAAGGAGCAGUGCAGGGAGGGCAAGGGAGAUGAUACAACGAAGAAGCCCAAAGUCGACUGGACCGUGCGAAUGCAUAUGCAGUUCGUCCAUGCAGUCAACCAGUUGGGCAUCGACAAGGCCAUACCCAAGAAAAUACUCGAGCUGAUGGGCGUGAAAGGGCUUACCAGAGAAAAUGUUGCAAUGCACCUGCAGAGAUACCGCCUGUACUUGAAGAGACUAGGCGUGAUAGGUGCUGGGAGGACGUGUAAUAUCCCCAUAGUGCAGGUGCCCCACGCCGGCAGCGAUUCACCCGAGAACGCCCUGGCCUCGGCACCCUUGGUGAUACCAACCCCUGGGGCAAUGUCUGCACAGCUGCCAGGAGCACCUGGCUUUUUUGGGUCCAUGCCUCAGUGGCGAUAA